AUGGGUGAUUCCAACUGCCCCAAUCUCAAUAAACCAGCGACCGUCCUUCCAUUUUUCGAACAUCAUUUCAAACGGCUGAUUGACUCGAAUUCACUAUACAGCCAUGUGAAGGUGGCCACUAGGUUUGGCAACCUACAGUUACCGUCCAUACUGGAUUUAGUGUUGACCAAUGAGGAGCUGAUGGUAGAGUCUUUCAAUGUGACUUCUCCCCUACGACGUAGCGAUCAUGCAGUACUUACAUUCACAUACGUCUGUUACGCUUCGAUUCAAGGAAGUUCCUCUGGUUACACGCGCAGAUCUAUAGACUACACACUGUUGAAUAACUUGACACUCUCUGCUCAGUGGGUUUCUUAUGACGAAGAAGGUAAUCCGUUGGUCGCAUAG
Molecule: messenger RNA, 384 nt
Organism: Echinostoma caproni
Lineage: Eukaryota; Metazoa; Platyhelminthes; Trematoda; Plagiorchiida; Echinostomatidae
Source: the annotation of a GenBank genome assembly